Molecule: messenger RNA, 1662 nt
Organism: Cladocopium goreaui
Lineage: Eukaryota; Dinophyceae; Suessiales; Symbiodiniaceae
Source: the annotation of a GenBank genome assembly
AGCCGUCCUGUGGGCGGAGCAACAGCCAGUUUGCGAUGGUGCUCGGAGAACUUGGGCAGCGGAUCACCGCAUCUUUUCGGCGCCUGAAUCAGGCGCCGAUUAUUGAUGAUGACCUUCUGGAUGAAGUGUUGAAGGAAAUCGCUGCUGCCCUGCUCCAUGCGGAUGUCAAUGUCCGUUAUGUUUCGGAGCUCAGGAGCAACGUGAAGAAGAGAGUGCUUCUUGAAAGUGAUGCUAGUGGAGUCAACAAGCGAAAGUUGAUCCAGAAGGCAGUUGUGGAGGAGCUGGUUCGGCUGGUGUCUACAGAUCGCAAGCCCUACAAGCUCGAGAAAGGCAAGUGCAAUAUCAUCAUGUUCGUUGGCUUGCAGGGAAGUGGCAAAACCACCACUUGCACAAAGUAUGCACACCACUACAAUAGAAAAGGCUGGAAGACGGCCCUAGUUUGUGCGGACACCUUCCGAGCUGGUGCUUUUGAUCAGCUGAAGCAAAACGCCUCUAAGGUGAGAAUACCUUUCUAUGGCGACUACAAUGAGACGGAUCCAGUGAAGAUUGCGGAGGAAGGUGUGGAACUUUUCAAGAAGGAAAAGUAUGACCUGAUCAUUGUGGACACGUCAGGUCGACACAAGCAGGAAGCAGCUCUUUUUGAUGAGAUGCAGCAAGUAGCAGAGGUGGUGGCACCGAACGACAUCAUUUUUAUCAUGGACUCUCACAUUGGUCAAGCUUGUUUUGAUCAAGCAAAGGCCUUUAGAGAGGUGGUCGACAUUGGUAGUGUGAUCAUCACCAAGUUAGAUGGGCACGCAAAGGGUGGUGGUGCGCUUUCGGCGGUCUCUGCCACGAACUCGCCGAUCAUUUUCCUGGGAACGGGCGAGCAUUUUGAUGAGUUCCAACCCUUCGAUGCUCAGAGCUUCGUCUCGCGACUCCUGGGCAUGGGUGACCUUAAGGGUCUCUUCCAGACCAUCACAGAGGCCAUGCCUUUGGACAAGCAACCUGAACUGCUCAACAAGAUCUCCAAGGGAAGGUUCUCCCUUCGUGACUUGUACGAGCAGUUCCAGAACUUGCAAAAGAUGGGACCCAUGAGUCAACUGAUGCAGAUGAUUCCGGGGAUGUCCAACUUGAUGCCGGCAGGUGCAGAAAAGGAGGGCGUCAAGAGAAUCAAGCGGUUUAUGGUCAUCAUGGACAGCAUGACGGAUACAGAGCUUGACUGCGAAGUGCAGCUGAAUGAUUCGCGAAAGUUGCGAAUAGCCAGAGGGGCCGGUGCCUCCAUACCUGAGGUGAACCUGCUCAUCGAUGAGUACAAACGAAUGGAGAAGAUGGUGGGCAAGAUGGGCAAGAGCGGACUCUUUGGAAAGGGUGGUGAGCUUACCCAGCUCAGCAGAAACCCUGGACAGGUGAUGCAGAAAAUGCAGAGUGCCAUGGAUCCCCGCAUGCUGCAGCAGAUGGGCGGCGCACAGAACAUGAUGAAGAUGAUGAAGGAGUUUGGCAAGAUGGAAAACAUGGGUGGAAUGAUGGAAGGAUUGGGAGGUAUCGACCCUGCCCAGGUCGCAAGCAUGCAGAAGAUGAUGGGUGGCAAGAUGAAAGGCAGAAGAUGAGCUUUGGAGCGGUCCUGACCGAGACGCAUAGGACACGCCAUUGGCCUGAACCUCUUCUGUUCGCUUAUUACUGUCA